This is a messenger RNA of Nematocida parisii ERTm1, 936 nucleotides long. RefSeq lists its product as uncharacterized. The coding region runs from base 1 to 936 and encodes 311 amino acids. NCBI's taxonomy places the organism in Eukaryota, Fungi, Microsporidia. The transcript has a single exon. The record is from RefSeq and is a predicted model, not a curated record.
AUGGUUAUAGGUGUAAUAGUCAAAUUAGAGUUUUUAUCUAAAAGGGUGGUGAAUUGCAAUGUCAUAAGUACUACAACAGCAUUGCUACAGAACAACAAAAAGGUCUGGUAUGUUACAUUUACUGUUUCAUCUAAUUCAGCACAAAAAGAAAAAGAUCUAUUUUCUUCCAUAUCUAUAGGGCAUGCAGUGAGUGUAAAUGGGCAUGCAAAAACAUCCCGAGCCGAGCACAUAUUUGCACGAGUUAAUAAUAUAAAAAUAUUGGAUAGGUACUCACUGCUUCCCUCGAUAUUUUUUCCCAGUAUUAGCAGGCCAUGGUCUCGUGAACUAAUCCAAAAACGGCCGGAUGAGGCAGUGCCUGCGAUGGUUCUUGUUGCAAAGCUAGUCUGCAAGAAGUAUAAGUGCCUAGUACACUGUGUAGAUUCUUCAAACCAAUACUUUAAGCUGACUCUUCAGACCGACAAGCAUAUUAUAGAGCACAGAGACAUUCUUUUACUAACAAACGUGCUUAUAGACCUGUCUAAAAAAGAGGUAUGCACCCAAAGCACUUCAACCAUAGAAAUAAACCCAACAAUGACUCUCAAGGCAAUUGCUCAGCUACAGAGCAAUCUAAGAAUGAGAAAGCAAACCAUUCAAACAGUAAAAGAAAUAGAUACCCUAAAGAAAGAUACAUCUAUCCUACUGGAAGGAAGAGUGUUCAGUAUAUGUGAGGAGAAAAGAAGUGUGUGCAUUUCAAAUGCAGAGGGUGGGGUUUCUGUGAAAUUAGAAGCAGCGCCAUUCCAGCGGUUUAUGUCAAAGCUGAUGAGCUUUAAUCGGUUCUCAUCUAUAAAAGAACUUCAUGCCUCUCUCGCAUUCUGUAAAGUAUCCCUGACUGCGGAUGUUCUAAUCCUGAAUAGUGCUGCUUCUAUCCAGAAUGUAGACGUUAAUCCAUCUUUCUAG